Fusarium sp. VM40 is the source of this 1602-nucleotide messenger RNA. The record is from the annotation of a GenBank genome assembly. NCBI's taxonomy places the organism in Eukaryota, Fungi, Ascomycota, Sordariomycetes, Hypocreales, Nectriaceae.
AUGUCUUUGACCUUGACUAAAGGCUUUCCUAGGGCUCGCAAGGUCAAAUGCGACGAGGGUAAACCAAUCUGUCAGCGGUGCAUUAGCGCAGGUCGAAAAUGCGAAGGUCUGGCAUACAGUCAAACCUCCAGCCCUCAACUCCAAUUAUACCGACCUCAGAAUCUUCUGUUGGGCAAUGCAGCUAGGAGUGAUACCAGAAGUAUCGAGUUCUUCUGCAAAGUCGCUGCUCCCUCGUUGUCCGGACCCAUCGAUCCUUACUUCUGGACCAACACUGUUCUUCAGUUCUGUGAACAUGAGCCUGCUGUGCGGCAUUCAAUCAUGACGAUUAGCUCUCUGUUUGAGAAUAUCCAGUCGCGGGAUAUAUCUUCGUCAUCUACGACACGAAGGAGUGUGUUUGCGUUGAAUCAUUAUAAUGCGGCAAUACGGGAACUCCAGACGCCUCAUAACCCCGAUCUUGUGCUGACGUUAAUGAGUUGUUUGCUUUUUGUCUGUAUCGAGGUUCUGCAGUCUAAUGCUGAUGCCGCUAUUCGCCAUUGUUACCAUGGUAUCAACUUGCUCGGUACAUCGAAUCCGCCAGAAUGGGCGCUACAUCAUCUCUUACCAAUAUUCCGUCGUCUUAGCGUCUUGCCCUUUUACUUCGGCAAUUCGCAGCCGUUGGCCGACUGUCCUCCUCUCACACAACCCUGCGAGACCAUCGAUUCAUCAUUUUCUUCCUUCUCCCAAGCUCAGGCCUCGAUGGACGCUAUCUAUAACUUAACCAUACAGCUAUUCCGUCGGACGGGCGACUAUCGUCUUGGUGAAAAGAGGAAUCAACCUGCCGAACCAAGCAUGUUCCUCGAACAAGAUCAAAUUCAUCAGUGUCUUAACCAAUGGCGGUCUGCGUUUGGCAAGUUCGAAGCUGAAACUCCUGCCACUUUACGUCAGACCUCCGAAUCGUGCCGAAUAUGGAUAUUCCAGCAGUAUGAAGUCUGCAUAAUUCUAUCAAAUGUGCCUUUUCUUACCGACGAAACGGAUUAUGACAUGUACAUCCCUAAUUUCAAACGCAUGGUACAAGGCGCAAAACAGCUCGCAGGGAUGAAGAAGACAUCAGCACCCACUGAGUUCCACUUUGAAAUGGGAUAUGCACCGUUUCUUUUCUUUGUGGCUAUCAAAUGCCGGCAUCUCGAAACUCGAAUUGAAGCAUUGCGGUUCAUGAGUGUUCUCUGUGCUGCUCAGGAAAGUCUUUGGAAUAGCCAUACACUGCAGGCAGUUGCGCAGCGCACGAUCGAUCUUGAGCAUUGUAUAACAGGGCAGGCUGCCGAGAACUUCUCAGCGCAGUAUGACUCGUUGCCACCUGAUGAUAUGAGAGUCCGGCACUUUGUUCUUGGGCCUGCAGAGUCUGGCCAAGGGUCACUUGGCAGAGAGAUAACCUUCUACAUGCCGGCAAAGGAUGGAAAUAUAUGUAUCAAGCGCGAACGCCUUCCCAUAAAACAGUUGAAUGAAGCGCUUGAGGGUGCGCCGGGAGUAUUUGAAGUGGACCUUGAGAUGGAAAGGUUGAGCCUGUAUGAGAUAGAGGAUAGCGAGACUAGCACGAUCUCAAGUCAUGUGGAGAGCUUGUUAUAA